AUGGCCGACGACCCGCACAACACCAGCACAAGCGACGUGUCGGAGCUCGUCCCCGACAACACCGAGCCCUCCGCGGCCAACGUCAAGGAGGACGCCGAAACGACCGCCGCGCGCCGCGAGCUGAAGCAGACGACUAUCUCUGACAAGGCGAAGCGCGACUCGGCUCAGCUGUCCCAGGAAGACGACAAGAGCGCGUCGGAAGAAGAUGACAACAAGAGCGAUGCCGGGGAGCCUGAGAAGAAGAAGCCGCGCACCUCGCGUGGGUUGACCCCUGAGGUGCAGUUGGCUGCACCGAAGCAGGAGGUUCCCAAGGAGACGGUCGCGUCGCCGAAGAAGAGGACGCAUGAUGAGCUGGAGCAGGAUGGAAAGGAGGAAGAGGAGAAGAAAGAGGGGGAGAAGCCGUCUUCGCAGAACAGGGCUGAGCGCGAUGAGCCCGAGAAAAAGAGGCCGCGCGAUCGCCAGGCGAGUUUGUCGGUUGAGAGAGAUGGGCAGAAGGAAGUGGAGCCUUUGUCUGCCCAGGAGUCGCGCCCUUCAAGCGCGGAAAAGCCCAAGAUCGAAGAGAAGAAAGACGAGUCCAAGGACACCAAGGUCGACAAGCCGCAAACCUCUUCCUCCGCCUUCGCCAACUCCAGCAUGGCCAAGUUCGCUAGCUCAACCACCUCCCCCUUCGGCGCCUUCGGCGCCGCUGCAGCCGGCAAAACCAACCUCUUCGGUCUGCCUGCAACCAGCAGUAACAUCUUUGGCUCGAAGUCCGCUGACGCUUCUGCUGCCCCAGCUGGCCCGCCCAAGCUCAGCUUCGGCUCUGCCUCGGCCGCAUCGCCCUUCGCCUCGCUUAAUGGACAGGCUGGUGGCAUGUCGUCGUUGUUCAAAAGCCCGUUUGCUAGUGCGUUCAGUGGGGGUAGCAGCGCAUUGAAGACUGCGGGUGCGACGGGGUUCGGCAAGCCGGGCGAGCCGCUUAAGACGGGCAAGUCCGCGAAGCCGUUUGGUGCGCCGGAGAGUGAUGAGGAAGAUGAGGGUGAGGGUGAGGAAGGAGAGGAGAACAAGAGCGAAAAUGGGGAGGGUGAAGAGAAGGAGGAAGAGGAGAAGGAAGAGAAGGCUAGCGGUGAGGAGAAGAAGAAAUUCAAGUUACAGAAAGUCCACAUCGACGACGGCGAAGGCAACGAAACCACUCUUCUUUCAGUCCGUGCCAAGAUGUACGUCAUGGAAAAGGGCGUCGGGUGGAAGGAGCGCGGCGCCGGCAUGCUCAAGGUGAAUGUGCCGAAGCAGGCGGUCGAGGUGGAAGAGGGGAACCAGCCCGACGCAGACUCGUUCGAUCCCGCUGCCCUCGACGACGCAGCCCGCAAGCUCGUGCGCCUGAUUAUGCGCCAGGACUCGACGCUGCGCGUUAUUCUCAACACGCCCAUCCUGCCCGCGAUGAAGUUCCAGGUGAAUCAUAAGCUCAAGGCAGCGACCGUGUUGUUCACGGCUUUUGAGGGGGGCGAAGCUAGGCAGGUGCAGAUGAAGAUGAGCCAGGCAAACGCCACGCAGUUCUCGAAUAUGGUCGAAAAGAUCAAGGAGAAGCUGGCGGCUGCCUAA
Messenger RNA from Thermochaetoides thermophila DSM 1495, 1575 nucleotides. RefSeq lists its product as uncharacterized. The coding region runs from base 1 to 1575 and encodes 524 amino acids. The record is from RefSeq and is a predicted model, not a curated record. The transcript has 4 exons. NCBI's taxonomy places the organism in Eukaryota, Fungi, Ascomycota, Sordariomycetes, Sordariales, Chaetomiaceae. Gene Ontology annotation, molecular function: GTPase activator activity. Gene Ontology annotation, biological process: intracellular transport. Gene Ontology annotation, cellular component: nuclear pore; cytoplasm.